Messenger RNA from Eucalyptus grandis, 1325 nucleotides. Its product is annotated as ethylene-response factor C3. Lineage: Eukaryota; Viridiplantae; Streptophyta; Magnoliopsida; Myrtales; Myrtaceae. The record is from RefSeq and is a predicted model, not a curated record. Bases 228 to 950 code for a protein of 240 amino acids. Gene Ontology annotation, molecular function: DNA binding; DNA-binding transcription factor activity. The transcript has a single exon. Gene Ontology annotation, biological process: ethylene-activated signaling pathway; regulation of DNA-templated transcription.
CACCUCUUUUUAAUAAUUUUUUUCUUUGUCUCGAUCUCUUAUCCUCUUAUCGGAGCUAUCGACCUCCCUCACCACCCCCCUUCAAUUACCCCUUCCCUUUUUUAUUAUAUAAAUCCCCACCCGAAUCAUUACCCCAUUUACAAAUUUCUCUCGAGAAUUGAGGACAACACACAGCCCUCGAGAACUCGACAAAAAACAGAGCAAGAAACAGAGCACCCAUCUCCAAAAUGCAAUCUUGCUUCUUCCAAUACCAAACCCAAGAAAUCUCCACCGAGAGUUCCUUGAAUUGCGGAGUGUUCAAUCACGAUAUGCUCCCCUUCAACUUCAAUGAUUCCGAGGAGAUGCUCCUCCUCAACCUCCUCGCCGCCUCGGGGGUGAAGGAGUCCUCUGAAUCUCUCUCCUCCAAUGGCUCCAAAUUCAAAGAGGAAGAAGUCACCUCCAGCACUUGCAGCACCGACGAUUCGCAGCAGCCGGGACAGGAGGCCAAUGCGAAUCAUCAGGAGAAGGAGAAGUCAUACCGAGGGGUGAGGAAGCGCCCGUGGGGGAAGUACGCGGCGGAGAUAAGGGACUCGACCAGGCACGGGAUCAGGGUCUGGCUCGGGACGUUCGACAGCCCUGAGGCGGCGGCGAUGGCGUACGACCAGGCAGCCUUCUCGAUGAGGGGGUCGAUGGCGGUGCUGAACUUUCCGGUGGAGAGAGUGAGGGAGUCCCUGAGGGAGAUGAAGUACUCCUGCGAGGAAGGGUGCUCGCCGGUUGUGGCCCUCAAGCGGAGGCACUGCCUGAGGAGGAAGUCAGCAUCGUCGGCUGCAGCGGCAAGGAAGAGGAGAGAGAAGGAGGUGGCGGCGCCGGCAUCGAACCUGGUGGUGUUCGAGGAUCUCGGGCCGGAAUACUUAGAGGAGUUGCUUAGCACGUCCGAGAGCAAUGGCAGCCCUGCUAGCAGUCACUGGUGAAUUGUUAGAAGCAGAGGAGCUUCAGCUCCCGCUUCAGGGGAUUCUUUGUUUAAUUUUCUUGUUCUUUAAUUUCUUCUUUCCUCUCUUCUCUGUUUUUAUAUUUCUGUGUUUUAUCUGGGUGGGUUUUUGCUAGAAUAUUAGGAGCAAUGAUAAAAAAAUAAAAAAAAUAUUAAAAAUGUUGAGUUUAGUGGGAAUUAUCUUGCAGAAGUCAGGUGUAAUUUAGACUUCUUCUCUUCUUUCUUUCUUUCCUUUUUUUUUUUCCGAUUUUAUUUCGUGAAGCCAUAACCAGGCGGAUUGUAAAAGUUUCAGAAAUUCAUCUUUUUAUAUUAGAUGCAAUAUGCUUUCCCCCAAGCAAAAGGUGGCGGUUUUUGAGUA